Messenger RNA from Rhinolophus ferrumequinum (greater horseshoe bat), 2866 nucleotides. It is a transcript of the gene RAG2, whose product is annotated as recombination activating 2. Lineage: Eukaryota; Metazoa; Chordata; Mammalia; Chiroptera; Rhinolophidae. Gene Ontology annotation, biological process: V(D)J recombination. Gene Ontology annotation, molecular function: protein binding; sequence-specific DNA binding. The record is from RefSeq and is a predicted model, not a curated record. Gene Ontology annotation, cellular component: nucleus; DNA recombinase complex. The transcript has 2 exons. Bases 171 to 1754 code for a protein of 527 amino acids.
CACACACACUCUCCUUACCGUCAGCUUUCUGCUUGCCACGGUCAGAGUGGGCAGUCAGUGAAUCUUCCCCAAGUGCUGACAUUUAAUACCUGGUUUAGCGGCAAAGAUUCAAAGAGGGGUGAGCAGCCCCUUUGGCCUUCAGGUAAAAGAUCUACCCAUCAUCAGAAAAUAUGUCACUACAGAUGGUAACAGUCAGUAAUAACAUAACUUUAAUUCAACCAGGCUUCUCACUGAUGAAUUUUGAUGGGCAAGUUUUCUUCUUUGGCCAAAAAGGCUGGCCCAAGAGGUCCUGCCCCACUGGAGUUUUCCAUUUUGAUGUGAAGCACAACCAUCUCAAACUAAAGCCUGCAGUUUUCUCUAAGGAUUCCUGCUACCUUCCUCCUCUACGCUACCCAGCCACUUGCACAUUCAAAGGCAGCCUAGAGUCUGAAAAGUAUCAAUACAUUAUCCAUGGAGGGAAAACACCAAACAAUGAGCUUUCAGAUAAGAUUUAUGUCAUGUCUGUUAUGUGCAAGAACAACAAAAAAGUUACUUUUCGCUGCACUGAGAAGGACUUGGUAGGAGAUGUGCCGGAAGCCAGAUACGGUCAUUCCAUUGAUGUGGUAUAUAGUCGAGGGAAGAGUAUGGGUGUUCUCUUCGGUGGACGAGCAUACAUGCCAUCUGCCCAAAGAACCACAGAAAAAUGGAAUAGUGUAGCUGACUGCCUGCCCCAUAUUUUCUUGGUGGAUUUUGAAUUUGGGUGCUGUACAUCAUACAUUCUUCCAGAACUUCAGGAUGGACUAUCUUUUCAUGUCUCCAUUGCCAGAAAUGAUACCAUUUAUAUUUUAGGAGGACACUCACUUGCCAAUAACAUCCGCCCUGCCAACCUAUACAGAAUAAAGGUUGAUCUCCCCCUGGGUAGCCCAGCUGUAAAUUGCACAGUUUUGCCAGGAGGAAUAUCUGUCUCCAGUGCAAUCCUGACUCAAACAAACAAUGAUGAAUUUGUUAUUGUGGGUGGCUAUCAGCUUGAAAAUCAAAAGAGAAUGGUCUGCAACAUUGUCUCUUUUGAGGACAACAAGAUAGAAAUUCGUGAGAUGGAGACCCCAGAUUGGACCCCAGAUAUUAAGCACAGCAAGAUAUGGUUUGGAAGCAACAUGGGAAAUGGAACUGUUUUCCUUGGCAUACCAGGGGACAAUAAACAGGCUGUUUCAGAAACAUUCUAUUUCUAUAUGCUGAAAUGUGCUGAAGAUGAUGUGAAUGAAGAUCAGAAAGCUUUCACAAAUAGUCAGACAUCAACAGAAGACCCAGGGGACUCCACUCCCUUUGAAGACUCAGAAGAAUUUUGUUUCAGUGCAGAAGCAACUAAUUUUGAUGGUGAUGAUGAAUUUGAUACCUAUAAUGAAGAUGAUGAGGAAGAUGAGUCUGAGACCGGCUAUUGGAUUACAUGCUGCCCUACUUGUGAUGUGGAUAUCAACACUUGGGUACCAUUUUAUUCAACCGAGCUAAACAAACCUGCCAUGAUCUAUUGCUCUCAUGGAGAUGGGCACUGGGUCCAUGCGCAGUGCAUGGAUCUGGCAGAACGCACGCUCAUCCAUCUCUCAGAAGGAAGCAGCAAGUAUUACUGCAAUGCGCAUGUGGAGAUAGCAAGAGCAUUGCAAACCCCAAAAAGAGUCCUGCCCUUAAAAAAGCCUCCACUGAAAUCCCUCCACAAAAAAGGUUCUGGGAAAAUUCUCACUCCUGCCAAGAAAUCCUUUCUUAGAAGGUUGUUUGAUUAGUUUCACAAAAGCCUUUCAGAUUCAAGUGCAUCAAAUUUGUAAACCUAUUUUAAAGAAUCAUAACAAUGAUAAAAUGAUAUGCCUAUUUUCAUUUAUUGAAAAUACCUGUGUUUUUUAGUUAUAUGAAUUCAGGGCCAGUUAAAAGUGUUUAUAACACAAUGCUAAGUACUUGAAAAUGCUCUACUCAAAUAUUUUACUCAAAUAUCUUAAAUGAGAAUUUCUGAUCUGAUUUUUUUCGUUCAAAGAAUCUUAAAUACAGAAGCAGCAAUAAUAAUAAAAUAGAUGAUAGAUAUUAAUAGAUAAAUAGGUAGACUCCAUUGACAUGAAAAAAUAGAAAAGAAAUCUGCAGUUUGUUACAUUUUAUCAAGUUAUCUGCAUGCACUUUCUUCAAAGGAGCUCCCAUUGUAUGGUAUACAAAUGAUGAACCAAAGCCAGUCACUUGAACCAAUUCUUGGAGAGAUUUAUUGAAAACUGAAGUCCACUGACACUUAGCACUCUGAUAAAGGAAGAUGAGCGAAGAGUACACUAAAAAAGACCACAAAAUAAAUCUCAUGGUGCAGACUAAUGUUGUUUAUUUCCCCAAUAAUAAAAUUUUAAAUAAUUUCCGAUAGUUAAAAGGUAAAAGAUUUCAAAUGGGGAAAAAUAAAUUUGUGUAUGUGUCUAAUUAGUAUGUGGAGUUUGCUGCCAAUGAAAAUUAUAAAAUGGGUGAGCUUUCUAAGGUUUAAUUAAAUACUUUCUAGAAUGAAGGUUAAAAGGAUUGUUAAUUUUGAAGCUUCAAGACAUCAACUGAUAAAUAGAUGAUCUUAGAAACAAAUACCUUCCCUUGUGGAGUACCUUUCUGGAAAAGCAUUGUAGGAGCCUAAGCCAUAGCCUGUUAUUCAUCAAUCUUCAAUGAGAGUCCACAAUGUGUAAGGUGCUAUUGCAAAGUUUAGGGAAACACGAACCAUACAAGAGAAAAAAUCCUGGGACACAAAGUCUUCUGCUAACUGUUCCAUGUCUUAGAUAUUAAAAUUAACUUGAAUAAAUUAAAUCAUCUUCAUUUUCUUUCACUAAUGUUGCUUGAUGAAUAUUCCUUUUAAAUAAUUUACUGUACCAUUGUUUUGAUUUUUUGU